UAUCGGCCCGUCAUUCUGCUCUUCUCACUUUUGUCAGCGUGGAGAUGCGUUACAUCUCGCACCUUCGCACAGGCGCUGAAGCAUUCUGGUCCAAGAAACGCGCGGGAAAAGUGGUAUGCAUUAUCUAUCCUGUGUCUAUCUCUAUCGGUCUGUCUCAAGAGUCUAAAUCUUUAUGAGGCGUUUUUAUUCAUCGUGUGGAAAGAAACCUCAAACGGGUAAAACUUAUUGCUCCACGGAAACAAAUGAGUGUGGUAACACGCUCCUCCUUACUUGAGCAUGGUUUACGCCGGGGGACUACUAGUUCUAAGUUGUGUCGUGAUGUUGUGUAACGCCGGGUCGAUCACGGCCCCAAUGCUCCACGAGUUUGAGGAGUACAUCGAGUCUGUGAUGAAGUGCCGACAGGUGCCCGGACUGACCAUUACAAUGGUCAAGAACAACAGGGUGUUUUACGCUAAAGGAUUUGGAUACGCUCAAGUCGAAGACAAAGUGCCAGCAACAAACGAUACCAAGUUCUGCAUCGGGUCGCUGACCAAAGCUUUCACAAGUACCGUCCUCGCCAAACUGUUGACCACACACACGAGGUUUACCUGGGACACGCCCAUACAAAACAUCCUUGGAAGUGGGUUCCGGUUGAUCAACAAACUGCGUUCGGAGAACGUGAAUCUGCGAGAUCUACUGGCCCACAAGGUGGGUGUUCCGGGUUUCUUCAACGCUUUGCUGGUGGGUUUUCCAGAGAACGUCACAAGAGAGGAAUUCAUCAGUUAUCUGGAGUACCUCCCCGACUUCCUUCCGUUCCGGACCAGAUUUGUGUACAGUAACUUCAUGUACACGCUGGCGGGACACGUCUCCGAGAAGCUCGGAGGAAGAACAUGGGAAAAUCUUGUCCGAGACCAUCUGUUCCGGCCCCUCGAUAUGGACACUUCCGGGUUCGUGACGGAAGUUUCCGACUUCGACAAAAGUUUUGCCUUAUCAUACGCCAGUAGGAAUCGAAAACCUGUGCGAUUAAACGAAAAACUCUUACAUUGUGUCGAUCCACUCGGCCCAGCCGGAUCAAUCUACUCUACUGCCAAAGACAUGGGUAGGUGGAUGCUGUUUCAUUUGACCGCUUUCCAGAACACGUCCUUGACUCCACUAAACAUAGACCAUGACAUCCUCGCGGAGACGUACGCAAGUCAGAUGGCAACGCCCUUUCAAGAGAAAAAUUUAUUCCGCCCCAAGUACCCCAUAGAUGACGUUUCGUUGGCGUACGCACUUGGUUGGGUUACUUCCGUUUACAGAGGUUAUAAGCGUGUUUGGCAUUCAGGUGGUAUCGUUGGAUUUUCUUCGUUGCUUUGGUUGUUUCCACACGAAAAUGUCGGCAUAUUUGUCUCACUCACAGGAUCACGAGAUAACGACAACCAGCUCCCCAUCAGAGUCAUUAUGAGUCGCGCGGCGGACAUGUUGCUAGGAGAAACGCCCUGGCUCAACCGUGACUCCGCCUGCUCGUUUCCCGCCCCCUGGGGUAAUGUUUCGCCAUCCAUCCCUGUGUCAGGAGUAAGCCAGUUCAAGACGUUUUGGAACAUCAGUCGGCCAAUGGAACAUUACGUGGGCUCUUACGGCCAUCCAGCGUUUGGCAACAUAUCCGUCACGAUAGAGAACCACACGCAAUUACUUCUCCAUUACGGCCGGUUUGGCCGGAUGGUCCUCACCCCUGUAACGGACUCUGCCUUCAUAGGACGGUAUAUAGGGUCCCUCUGGUUCGCGACACAGGCGGACGGACAAGUCAUACCUGUCAGUGUAAACUUCUCACUUCCGGUAUCGGGAAGUGCCUCGAACCUAUCGUAUCCCGUAGACAAUGCUUUUGCGAUCACAUUUCGGAGAGAUUUCAGAAAAAAUGAAAACGGGGGUUUGCAAGGUCCACUGCAAAUCACGUGCACAACCUCAGGAAAUACACGUGUGAAGUCAACCAUGUGGACACUGUGUGUUGUGUUUAUUGUGACGAUUUUUUAACCUGUCUUCGUGUCGCCUAUAACACUAGUUUUAUCAUGUUUUGUAGUACAUUUAGUUCAUUUUGUAAAAAAAAAUAAAAAAAUCUUCAUACAUCUGACAUUUAUUUAUAUAAAAAAAAUAAACAAAUUUCUCAAAAUUUCUCAUAACCAAUGCUUCAUGCGAGUAAUCGUUCAUUCUAGUAUCACGUUGUACAAAUUUCCUAAAGUCAAUAAGCCACGUAAGUAAGCAUGCACUGUAUUCUUGCCCCUUAGUCGAUACAUACAUGUAAAUAAACCCACAUUGUAUUCUUGCGUUGUAUAAAUUCCCCUUAGUCGAUACAUACAUGUAAAUAAACCCACAUUGUAUUCUUGCGUUGUAUAAAUUCCCCUUAGUCGAUACAUACAUGUAAAUAAAUCCACAUUGUAUUCUUGCGUUGGAUAAGUUCUCCAUAUGCCCCAUCCGAAAACCUACGUGUGAGUUUAUAUUGUAUCAUUAUGUAAUUCACUAUUCCGUUUAUUUCCUAAUUUAAUAAAGA
Messenger RNA from Mizuhopecten yessoensis (Yesso scallop), 2503 nucleotides. RefSeq names its product protein flp-like. Lineage: Eukaryota; Metazoa; Mollusca; Bivalvia; Pectinida; Pectinidae. The transcript has 5 exons. The record is from RefSeq and is a predicted model, not a curated record. Bases 277 to 1989 code for a protein of 570 amino acids.